AUGCUUAUCGAAGUCAAAGCACCUCCUGUAGUCAAGCCUAAACCGCCAUCCGCUACAAGUAUACCUGCUAUAUUAAAAACACUUCAAGAUGAGUGGGAUGCUGUCAUGCUUCAUAGUUUUACUCAACGACAACAAUUACAAACGGCACGACAAGAAUUAAGUCACGCUUUAUAUCAGCAUGAUGCCGCUUGUCGGGUUAUAGCCAGACUGUCAAAAGAAGUUACUGCCGCUAGAGAAGCCUUAGCUACAUUGAAACCUCAAGCAGGCGUGACUAGUAAUCCAACAGGAAUACCUCAUCCUGCUGUUGGAGCUGAAGCAGGACCUGGACUACCUAAUCAACCAACUGAAGAAGCUGGCAUGACGGAAGAUGUUAUUCAAAAAUUACAAGACAAAGCCACUAUUUUAACUCAAGAAAGAAAGAAAAAAGGAAGAACUAUUCCUGAAGAUCUUGUCCCUGCAGAUUCAAUUAGGAACUUUCGAACAUUAUCUUCUCAUCCGGGUUUGCAUAGUGCUAGCAUUCCAGGAAUAUUAUCAUUAGAUGUUCACGCAGCAGAUACUAGUAAAAUUUUGACUGGAGGAAACGAUAAAAAUGCUACCAUUUUUAAUAAAGAUACUGAACAAGUAGUUGCUAUAUUAAAAGGACACACUAAAAAAGUUACAAGAGUUAUAUACCAUCCAGAAGAGGAUUUAGUACUAACUGCUUCACCAGACUCGACAAUAAGAAUUUGGGAUGUUGGAACAUCACAAACGAUUCAACUUUUACAUGCUCAUGACGAACCAGUUACAGGUUUAUCACUUCAUCCUACUGGAGAUUAUGUUUUAUCAACAUCAACAGAUCAACAUUGGGCAUUUUCAGAUAUUCGUUCUGGAAAAUUACUAACUAAGGUUGCUGAUGAAAAUUCAACUAAUGGUUCAUGGUUAACAACUGCUCAAUUUCAUCCUGACGGUUUAAUCUUCGGUACGGGAACAUCAGAUUCUCAAGUUAAAAUAUGGGAUUUGAAAGAACAAUCAAACGUUGCCAAUUUUCCUGGGCACAAUGGACCUAUAACGGCUAUAUCAUUUUCUGAAAAUGGUUACUAUUUGGCAACAGCCGCGGAAGAUGCUUGUGUUAAAUUGUGGGAUUUACGUAAAUUGAAAAAUUUUAAGACUUUACAGUUAGAAGAUAGAUACGAAAUAAAAGAUUUAUGUUUUGAUCAAAGCGGAACUUACCUUGCUAUAGCCGGAACAGACGUCAGGAUUUAUUUAUGCAAACAAUGGCAAGAAUUAAAAGUAUUUAAUGAUCACACUGCCACUGCUACUGGUGUCAGAUUUGGACGACUUUCCCAUUACGUAGCCACUACUAGCAUGGAUAGAACGUUAAAAAUCUACGGACUCUAG
This is a messenger RNA of Pediculus humanus corporis (human body louse), 1377 nucleotides long. RefSeq names its product pre-mRNA-splicing factor, putative. Bases 1 to 1377 code for a protein of 458 amino acids. Gene Ontology annotation, molecular function: protein binding; ubiquitin protein ligase activity. Lineage: Eukaryota; Metazoa; Arthropoda; Insecta; Psocodea; Pediculidae. Gene Ontology annotation, biological process: mRNA splicing, via spliceosome; DNA repair. Gene Ontology annotation, cellular component: U2-type catalytic step 1 spliceosome; Prp19 complex; cytoplasm. The record is from RefSeq and is a predicted model, not a curated record. The transcript has 6 exons.